This is a messenger RNA of Exophiala viscosa, 2333 nucleotides long. RefSeq lists its product as uncharacterized. NCBI's taxonomy places the organism in Eukaryota, Fungi, Ascomycota, Eurotiomycetes, Chaetothyriales, Herpotrichiellaceae. The coding region runs from base 54 to 2333 and encodes 759 amino acids. The record is from RefSeq and is a predicted model, not a curated record. The transcript is spliced from 2 exons.
AAGACACCAAAACAUUAUGUCAUGACCAAUGUGUACAAAUCGUAAACUGAUCGAUGGCGCCUGAAAUCGCGGACUCGGACGCUGAGUCAGAUUCUCACUCACCUGUGAAACAGAUGGUGGCAACUGGUAAUGCCGAUGGAGGUGUUGACCCAAGUCAGGUCUUACUGUCAAGAUACGACUUCGACCAAUUUCUAGAUCCUACUCAGAGACUCUCAUCAAACUCACCAAGUCAUGUGAACGGCGCGCCGACAGCGAGCGAAUUAUUGGCAGGACUACCCAGCGACAGUUCUGAUGUUCUGAUGGGCAAGCGAUCGAGCGAAAUCUCGCCCGUAGCGCAAGGAAAGAAACGAGCCCACAGUGAAUUACAGAAGAGCUCGGGGAGAUUACAACAUGAUGAAUUUGCGCAAGUCUCGGCCUCGAAAAGGACGAAAACAUAUGCUCACUCAUCCAAGUCUCGGGGUGGUGCCUUGAAGGACAUCGACUUGUUCAAUCCUACCGGCGAGCCCUCGCUAGCCGCCAGUACCAACAGUCAGAAUAUAGCAGUUCAGUCAACAGAUGGACUAAGCCAGAACCUUUUCAACUCAUUGCCAAAUGCUGGUCCAUCAAUCAAUCUCCUUGACCAUUCACUAUCGAGUUCGACACAUCGACUAACUACGUCCACGGCUUCAAUGGGACAGUAUGAAUCAAUCAAUCUGGACUUUCGUGGCACGAAUCAAGGACUCGACAUUCAUACCAAUCCCUUUGGCUCCCUGAGUCAAGCAUCCAUUGUAGCUGAAGGUGACAACAGCGUCACUAUCAUGCAGACAGACGCUCAGCAGACAAUGACCCAGCAACAGGCCAUUCCAUCCAUCUCAACGGAUGAGCUUCUCCCACAUCAGGCACUUUCUGCCCUAUUUCAGUCUUCUCCCACACGACCCUCGUUCGUGGAUCCUUCCGUGAUCAUGCAAAAUGAUGGGGUUGGGAUCGGCCCAGCACCAAUCGAUGACUUUAGAUCAGGAGUUGCGAUGGCGACCAUACUUGAACAACCAGAGCCUAUCGAUACUGUCGUCGAGAAGCCUCAGCCUAAGAAACGCGGACGGAAGCCAAAGAACCCCCGGAUAUCUUCCGAGUCUCCGGCUCCUGGCGCCUUGAACGACAUGGACGAGUUUGCGUUGCCAGAUCUGCCACACGUAAGCAGAACAAGGCAGGGCACUGUCGACUCGUCUAAACAAGUCAUGGGAGAAGCUGGACAGGAAGCACCCGCCGAAGAAUCGCCGGUAAAACAACCAACAAGUGAGCUGCAUCUCAGUGAUGAAGCGAUGAUUGGUUUGCCGAAAGACAACUACAAGCCGCGCCCUAGCCGAUCCAGGUCCAAGAAAGUUGCUGAGGAAGAAGCCGUCUCGGUACACGAAACCGAACAACAAACUCCUGCCAGAAACGAAAUUGUAGAUUUCGAGGAACCAGCUGAACAGACUCCUGCCGGUGGAUCCGCCAAAUCCAGUACAAAGAAAGGUCGGAAGAGCAAGGUGAAGCGGGCGAAAACGUCUGCGGCUGCGUUGCUCAAAACGGCUGAACCGAUGCUCAGUGAGGGAGAAGAAGACGUUGUUUGGAUGGACACCAAGCCGACCCCUGUCAAAUUGGACCUGCCUCCCGAUCUAAGCGUGCUCAAGAAGGAGACGGAGUUGAUGGAGAAUCACGAGAGCACAGAGGGCAAGGAAACCCAAGGUCUUAACACGUUUGUAAACGAGACGGAAAGCAAAGUAACUGUUGAGAUCCCUACGGAGGUUAAGGACGUUGGGGUGGCACCGAAGAAGAGAGGACGGAAACCCAAAAAGCUCCAGCCACUCCCACAGGUAGAAGUCCAAGAAGAUAAAGAGGAGGAGAUGGAAGAGGCCAGACCAGCUUUAGCCGACAAGUCUACGAAUCUGACGAGCGAUCAUCAACGAGAGAACGUCUACAGAGAGCCGAAAGCACCCACAAUGUCACCUCUAUCUGAAGCUCCCUCUCGGCUGGCAUCGCCCGAGAAGGAAAAUGUACUUCAGAUGGCUGUUGUCGUCACGCCGUCAAAAGGUUCGAUUGCGGACGAGGGGCCUAUGACGCAUUCUCCUAUCAAGGCAUCCAAUUCGUCAAGCGGCAAGAAAACAACGUACCGUGUUGGACUGUCACGACGGCAGCACAUUCCCAGCCUCUUGCGCAAGGUGCAAAGGGACAAAGCGCCUCCGAAGAUCGUGGUUCGGAAAGAAAAGGAGAAGAAGAAGAAAGGUGUCGACAACGGUAGUGAUGACGAGAAGGAUGGUCUGGCGGGUGGCGAGAUGAGAGGGGCUGAUGGGAUGCUCGUGGAAUGGGACUUUUGA